Leptopilina heterotoma is the source of this 8564-nucleotide messenger RNA. RefSeq names its product fibrillin-1-like. NCBI's taxonomy places the organism in Eukaryota, Metazoa, Arthropoda, Insecta, Hymenoptera, Figitidae. The coding region runs from base 417 to 8078 and encodes 2553 amino acids. The record is from RefSeq and is a predicted model, not a curated record. Gene Ontology annotation, molecular function: calcium ion binding. The transcript is spliced from 22 exons.
AUUUACACUAGAAAACAACAAAAAAAGAACAAAUUCGACUUUUAUAACACUUUCAACCCCUUAAUACAUUACUUACCUAAUAUUUACCUUUUCUCCUACAGUUCAUAUUAUCAAUUUUUGUCAAUUUUUAUGUUAAUACCAAUUUUUGAAAAUUUUUACUUUGAUAUCAAUUCUUACAAAGUUUUACUUUGCUAUCAAUUUGUUACUUAUUUACAAAUUUUUAUUUAGUAGGUUUUUAGUUGAAAGAAAUAAUAUUGACAAGUAAAAAUAGGAAUUAAUAGAUUCUCUAAGUUAGAUAGAAAUUAAUGAUGAAAUUGACGAGGAGAAGUUGUCGGAAAUUUGUGUGAACAGUUUUUUGUGUUUCGACGAAUAAAGUGAAUUUUAAAGCGAUUUCUUCUUUUUUGGUGUUGUGAACAAUGUUUUUCAAGAUUCUUGGAGGACUUUUAUUAUUUACGGUCACAGGAAUCUUUGGAAAUUGUCCAAAAGUACAUCCACCGAAAUGGGGCGCAGUUGAGGAGAAAACGUUGGAAAAUGGUUCUUUGCAGACUGUUUAUUCUUGUGAUCCCGGUCGAAAGCUCAAGGGAAAUAAAAUAUUAACUUGCACUGAAACUGGAUGGGAUCAUCCAGUACCAAAAUGCAUCGCAAUUGGUGGAAAAGGAAGUAAAAUUCGUAACGACCUUUUGCUUUUAGACGAUCCAACGACGACAGACGCUUCGAAGAAACGUUCUCAAUCUGGUAAAAAGAACGCCGAGCACAAGAAGGUAAAGAAAGGGAAGAGGAAGAAACUGAAUUUAGACAUAACUUUGACAAACAUGAACGAGACUUUAGCUUCGAAGCUCGAUGUAAGCUGCUCUAAAGGAAAAGGUCUCUUUAAUGCUCCUCCUUAUCUGCAAAACGCUCGCGCUCCCAAGAUUGUAAGAAGGAAAAAUGUGGUUUCAUCGAAGAAAAAUUACCUCGUUGCUGUAUACGAAUGUAUGGAGGGUUACGUUUUGAAGGAUCCAAUGGCAGAUCGCAUGUUUUGUAGCAAACGAAAUUGGUUGGGAACGAUGCCAGAGUGUAUUAAAGAAGAAGAAUUGCUACAAGAAAUAGUUAGACGUUGCGUUCCAGACAACGGUGGGUGCGACCAUAUCUGUGAGGACAACCCCUCUGGGAUUCAAUGCUCCUGCUAUGAUGGUUAUCGAGCAAAUGGAACAUCUUGUCUUGAUAUCGAUGAAUGCACCGAAGGGACGUCUGGUUGUUCGCACAUUUGUCAAAACGAUCGCGGAUCUUUUCAUUGUGAAUGUCCCAGUGGAUUUUCAUUGAGCGACGAGGACACUCAUUCCUGUGUUGACAUAAAUGAAUGUUUAUCGAAUGAUGGUCGUGGUCCAUGUCAGGAUACUUGUACAAACAUUAAUGGCAGUUACAAAUGUAGUUGUACUAAAAUUCCCGGCUAUAAAUUAUCACCGGAUAAUCACACCUGCGAUGAUAUUAACGAGUGUGAGGAAGAUAAUGCGGGAUGUUCUCAAAUUUGCAUGAACACACCAGGAAGUGUAUUCUGUUUAUGUAACGAUGGAUUUAUCUUGGAGGAAAAUUCUAAAAUAUGCAAAGAUAUCAAUGAAUGUGAGGGAGGGACAAAAGUUUGUGAUGAAUCAAGGGAGGUGUGUGAGAAUACUAUAGGGUCUUACGAGUGUGUUCAGAAACUAAACAAGUCGUCGAAAAUCCUUCAGGAUGAGGAUUACGAUGCCGAGGAAAAUGACGAGGAAGAUGACGAGGACGAGGAUUACGAGGGAAUCACAGAACUUCCAGGAUUAGUGAAUUGUGAAGAGGGUUUCCGGAGGUCUGAAAAUGGUGAAUGUAUCGAUAUCGACGAAUGUGUCGAAGGGGACGAGGGAGAACCUCACGGUUGUGAAGAAAUUUGCAUCAACGAACAAGGAGGUUACUACUGUGCCUGUAAUCCAGGUUACGAUAUUCAAGACGAUGGUGUCUCCUGCAAAGACAUUGACGAAUGUUCCAAAGUCGAAAAUAUUUGCUCCCACUCCUGUCUUAAUACCCAAGGUUCUUACGUUUGUACCUGUCCCUCCGGAUUCGUUCUAACCGACAAUAAAACCUGUAGCGAAGUUGCACCCAAAAAUACCUGCUCCUCGAUUAAUUGUUCUCAUCACUGUCAAGAUACACCUUCAGGUGCCGAGUGUCUAUGCCCCUCUGGUUAUCGACUCGAUCCUACCGCUCGAAUCUGUAUCGAUAUUGACGAAUGCAAAGAAUUGAAGAACAAUUGCUCUCAUUACUGUACCAAUCAAGAGGGUACCUUCCACUGUUCCUGUCCUGACGGUUUUGAGUUGAAGGAUUUUUUCAAUUGCACCGAUAUUGACGAAUGUGUCCAAAGCGACUGUGAGGACAGCUGUGAAAAUCUUUAUGGUUCUUACAAGUGUACGUGUCCCUUUGGUUUGGUAUUAAACGAUGAUCAGAAGACCUGUAGAGACGUUGAUGAAUGUUCGACGAAACACAACUGUUCUCAUCAGUGCUGGAACGAAGUGGGAUCGUACAGGUGUAUUUGUCCUCCGGGUUUUGAAAUUUCCGAAGAUUUGGUGACAUGUAGGGAUAUCGAUGAAUGUAGCACUAGACACGAUUGCUCCCACGCUUGUCUUAACGAACCAGGGAGCUAUAGAUGCACUUGUGGGUCUGGGACGACACUAAACGAGGAUGGGAAGAAUUGUCAAGAUAUCGACGAGUGUCAGAUUGGUAUUCAUGGAUGUUCGGAUGAUUGUAGGAAUAGUUAUGGAAGUUACGAUUGUAGUUGUCCGUUUGGAUUUGAAUUGGACGAGACUAAAAGGAAUUGUCGACCCGAGAACGGUUGUGUGUUAAACUGUUCGCAGGAUUGUGAUGAUUCCAGAUGUUCUUGUCGAAGGGGUUUUGUCCUACAAGCUGAUGACCGUAGUUGUGAAGAUUUGGACGAGUGCGAAGAAGAUGAACACGAUUGCUCGCACGAUUGUGUGAAUACGAUGGGGAGUUACAAAUGCGCCUGUCCGGAGGGAUUGAAACUACUGAGUGAUGGAUUGACCUGUGGGGAUCCGUUCUGUCCGGAGGGUUUUCGAAGAAAUGGGUCUGGUUGUCAGGAUAUCGACGAAUGUUACGAGGAGGAUCAUGAUUGCUCCCACAAUUGUAUUAAUGUCUACGGAUCUUAUAAGUGCACGUGUCCGAAGGGAUUCCAUUUGAAGGGGGAUCGUCUUAGUUGUGUUGCUUCAACUCAAUGUUCUGAUGAUUCCUGCCUUAAGAAGUGCAUUGCAGAGAAUGAUUCUUGUCAGUGUCCUUGGGGCUACGAAUUGUACGAUGGUCAAACUUGUAAGGACAUCGACGAGUGUGAGGAGUACUCGAAGAAUAAUUGUAGUCAACACUGUCAGAACGAAGAGGGCUCCUAUUCUUGUGUCUGCUCCCUAGGGUACCGUCUACACUAUGACAAUCAUACUUGCGAGGAUAUCGAUGAAUGCAAAGAAGGUUUUCACGAUUGUGGUCAAAUUUGUCACAACCUUCCCGGAAGUUACAAAUGCGAAUGUCCGGAGGGUUUGAACUUUUCCGAGGAUGCUAGAAAUUGUGUUAUUGACGAAAUUUGUCCAGUGAAUCACGGAUGUUCGCACACUUGCGAAAGAGAUGGGGCACAGACCAGAUGUGGCUGUCCGGAAGGUUUUGAACUUGACGAUGACGAAAAGACCUGUAAGGACGUUGACGAAUGUCUGGAGGCUUCUCACGUUUGCUCGCACAAAUGUGUCAACAUAGAGGCUUCCUAUUACUGCGAAUGCCCCGUGGGUUUUGAAUUAAACCAGGAUAAGAAGACCUGCGAGGAUGUCAACGAAUGUUUACUGAAGUAUCACUCCUGUUCUCAUUUUUGCAUCAACACUAAUGGAAGUUUUCUCUGCGCUUGUCCUGCUGGCUAUGAACUCAAGGAAGAUUACGUAACUUGCGAAGAUGUUAACGAAUGUUUCACAGAUCACGAAUGUUCUCACUACUGUCAGAAUUUCAUCGGGGGGUACUCCUGCUCCUGUCCUGACGAUAUGAUCAUGAAUUCGGAUCAGAGGACCUGUAACGACUCCUUAGACUCUAACUCUACCACUGACGAUAUGAUUCUCACUACCGAUUUUUCAAUGACAGAAAAAAAUAAUUUUCCUCCUGAAGAUAAUUUUACAGAUACUUUCGUUUCUACAACAGAGAUGGAUUUCGUUACAGACACAAAUUUCCUUCAGGAAUGUUUGAACUGUAGUCAGGAGGAUCCUUGUGAAAAUUUCGGUUGUUCGCACGAAUGCGUUCGAAGUAGGAAAAACAGAACAAUUUUGCAAAUCGAAUGCAGAUGUCCAGAGGGGUACAACUUGGAUAAUCAGGAUGGCAAGACUUGUAGGGACAUCAACGAGUGCUUUACAGGCAAUGAGAUAAACAGUAUUUGCUCCUAUCGUUGUGUAAAUACAGAGGGGAGUUUUUAUUGCGAAUGCCCCAGGGGUUAUCAGAUUGCUCCAGAUCGCAUUAGUUGUGAGGACAUAAACGAAUGCAGUGACAAUAACGCAGGGUGUUCUCAUUUCUGCAUCAAUAUCGAUGGUGGUGUCGAGUGUGCUUGUCCACACAACUACAAGUUGCAGGAGGACGAAAAAUCUUGUCUGAAAUUUGACGAAUGUUCGAUUAGUAAUGGUGGGUGCUCCCACUACUGCAAUAGUCAGGAAGGAAACUUCUUUUGCUCCUGUCCUUUAGGAAUGAUUCUACAGGAAGAUGAUUCAAAAUGUAUUUUUGAAAAUCCAUGUCUGAAUAAUAAUGGGAACUGUUCUGAUAUCUGUAAUUUCGUGAAUGGUACAGUUGUAUGUGAUUGUCCGUCAGGUUUUCAAUUAUCGGAAAACAAGUGCCUUGAUAUAGACGAGUGUGAAACUCAAGUUGAUAAUUGCAUGCACCAUUGUAUCAACAACUAUGGAUCAUUCGAAUGUAGGUGUAAUUCGGGCUUUGUUACCAAUUCUGAAGACAAUACACUUUGUGAUGAUGUUAAUGAAUGUAUGACAAACAACGGAAAUUGUACACAAGGUUGUGUUAACACUGUGGGGUCGUUUAAAUGCUCCUGUAAUGUUGGUUACACAAUGAAUGAUAAUACUUGUGUUUUAUCCAACGCUUGUGGUAUUGAGAAUGGAAAUUGUUCUCAUCACUGUCAUCAACAUCAGGAGAGGACAAUUUGCUCUUGUCCUCCGGGUUACAGAUUGGGAUCAGAUUCAAAAACUUGUGAGGAUAUUGAUGAGUGUGAGGAAUUUGAGAACGAUGUCGAGAAGGGUUGUUCUCAUAAGUGCGUUAAUCAGGAAGGCGGAUAUCAUUGCGAGUGUCCUGUGGGUUUUAUCCUUCUUCCAGAGGACAAACGAACUUGUAUCGACUUUGACGAAUGCUUGUCAUCGAAUCACAACUGUUCUCACAAUUGUUUGAAUCUUUUGGGAAGUUAUCUCUGUACUUGUUAUGAUGGUCACUAUCUCCAUCAGGACAGAUCGUCAUGUUUGGAUAUUGACGAAUGUUUGGAGAGGAAUGGUGGUUGUUCUGAUUUUUGCAACAAUACGGUUGGUGGUUACGCCUGUAGUUGUCCGAUGGGUUACGAAUUGUCAAUCGAUGAAAAAACUUGCAUAGACGUCGAUGAGUGUUCUAACGGAAUUGCCAGUUGCUCCUAUGAGUGUCUCAAUAUUUUAGGAUCUUGGAAAUGUAUUUGUCCAGAAGGUCAUGAUUUGGUUAAUGAUACCCAAUGUGUGGAAAUUGACGAAUGUCAAAUUGACAACGGUGGGUGUUCUCAUGCGUGUUUCAACGCUGGAGGAAUUGCCACCUGUAGUUGUCCACUUGGAUUGAGUCUCGUCAAUGAUGGGAAAACGUGCGCCGAUAUUGAUGAAUGUUUAGAGGAUAAUGGAAAUUGUUCGGAUACAUGUAUCAAUUUGGAGGGAACGUUCAGAUGUGAUUGUCCGGAUGGUUAUUAUUUACUGGACGAUAUGAGAACUUGUCACGAUGUCGAUGAAUGCAGUGAGGAAAAUGGUGGAUGUUUGGAUAUAUGUCUGAACAGCAAAGGAAGUUUCUUCUGUCAGUGUCAGGAGGGUUUUUAUUUAACAACCGACAAGAGGACUUGUAUCGAUCUAAACGAAUGUGAAAUUAACAAUGGUGAUUGUUCACAUAUUUGUGUUAAUGACAUUGGAUCAUUUCAUUGUGAGUGUCCGGUGGGUUAUCUGAAAAUCAAUGGCACUUGCCAUGUUCUUAAUCCCUGUACGGAAAGAAAUGGAGGUUGUGAACAGAAUUGCAAAAAUCAAGAUGGAUUUGCUGUUUGCUCGUGUGUUGAGGGUUUCAAGACGAUGGAAGCCGACACUGCAAGAUGUAUUGAUAUUGAUGAGUGUUCUGGUACACAUGGAUGUCAACAUUUCUGUGUCAAUACUUUCGGCUCUUUUCACUGUGGCUGCAAUAACGGGUAUGCUGUCAGGAAUUCUUCAUGUAUCGAUAUUGAUGAGUGUCUCGAAAAACCGUGUAACGGUAGUAAAUGCAUCAAUACCUUGGGGAGCUACCGUUGCGAGUGCAAUCCGGGUUAUCGAUUCGAGAAUGGUGUUUGCGUAGAUAUUGACGAAUGUGCCCUGGGACAUUGUCGAGGAGGUCAUUGCCUGAACACACAGGGUUCUUAUAAAUGCGACUGCGAAUCUGGUUUCAGAUCACAUGAAACUGAAUGUGUCGAUAUUAACGAAUGUGAAACAAAUAACGGUGGUUGCGCUCACGACUGUUUCAAUACUAUUGGAUCAUUUUUGUGCAACUGUCGAUUAGGUUAUACACCUGAUCCAAGGGAUAAGAGUCAAUGUCAAGAGGUAGACGAAUGUCACAGUCGAAAUGGUUGUACUUCAAGAAAUUCGAAAUGUCGAGCAUUGAAAGUUCCACUUUAUGGAGAGAUUCGAUGCCCGGGACAUUCGUCAGGUGCAUUAGAGUAUCCAGUGGGUGCACGAUGUUACAUUAGAUGCCAUAACGGAUUCAGACUUGAGGGUGCUCACGCUCGAGAUUGCGAGGCCGGAGGUCGUUGGAAUGGGAAGGAGCCAACUUGCGUUCGAGAAUACACUCCAUUAGAACGUCCCUUCUACUCAGACAUGCCGCGACCAUACAUCAGGUGUCCGAGUAGCGUAGACGUGGAACUUCCGUCGAGGCAGAGAACCGUUCGAGUUUCCUUCCCGCAACCCAAGUCCAACGUGGAUUGGUGGAGGUUCGUGGAAGCAUCGCCAGCCUGGGGAAAACAAUUACAAGCGGAUUUACCCGCUGGCAUCACUAUGGUCACUUUCACAGCAUGGUCUCUCACAUCCAAUUAUAGUAGUACCUGCAGGCUCAUGAUUCGCGUUCGAGACAAUGAAAAUCCAAAAGUUCUAACGUGUCCAACUUCGUUUGAAGUGAGAUUAGAAGCAGGAGAGGCAGGCCGAAUUGUAUUUUGGCAAGAGCCGACUUUUGAGGACAAUGUCAAAAUAGACAGAAUUUACAAAACGAGGGAACCUGGACAGCAGUUGUACCCCGGUAUUCACAACGUGCGCUACAUUGCUUCCGAUGCUGCCGGAAAUCGAGCUGAAUGCCAUUUCUCUGUACAUGUUCGAGAAGCUGAACAUCAUGAAAAUUCAGAGAACAAAAUUUAUAAGAAAAUGCUGAUUUGUCCAGAUCGACCGCCUCAAAUAGUGCCUGAAAAUUCGUUUAGAAUUCCUCGCGGGUGUUACACGAGAUACACUCGUAUGUUUUCUGGAACGUAUGCAGUUCAAAAUUAUCGUACUCAUUCUCGUCGACAGGAUGAAUAUAACACUAGAGCCGCUGCCUAUCAUCAAGUGCAUCCAAUUUUACGAACGCGACAACAGGAUCAAACACGAGUAUAUCCCCUCGUCGACUAUGAACAAUCUAGUCAGAGGGAGUAUCAUCUGCAGCAGUUGCAGAGCCAUCAGUAUCUGCAGAAGCAGCAGAUGUUGCAAAGACAGCAUCAACAGCAGCAAUUGCAGAGACAACAUCAACAUUAUCAGGGAACUGAUCACAGUUCCCGAACAAACGGUUAUAGCCGAGGACGCGUUGAAACUAGAAUACUCUCACGACGUAAAUGUUGUACGUAGAUAAAACAUUCAUAACAAAAAAAAAAAAAAACAAAAAAAAAAUGAAAAGAAACAAAGAUUCUCUUUUAUCAUCUGAAAAAAUUUCACAACUGACAAUUAUUUCGAAUUUUAACUAUUCUCAUUAACUUUAUCUUUUCUCGUUUCAUAUUUUUUACUUAGAAAUUUUAUUAACUAUAAAAUAUUUUUUUUUAGGUCUGUAAAGAAAAAAUAAUAUUUAUUUUCUACGGUGUUUAAAUAAUACGAAAAUGUUCAGAAAGUAGGGAAAAAGUUUCUUUUUUAUAUUUGAAAACAAUGGAGAAAUAUAUAAGAAGUAAUUUUUUCUUAAGAAGUAUUUUUCUCUUUUUCGUCUGACUAAAAACUGACUAAAUAUUUUUUAACUACUGAAAUUAAAAGAAAAAAAAACUAAACAAAAAUAUUGAAACAUUCAUGUCUGACUGAAAAUUACUUGCACUACUCGAAAUAUUUUUCUGUCUGACUGAAACUGAA